Messenger RNA from Vespa crabro (European hornet), 1217 nucleotides. RefSeq names its product cyclin-dependent kinase 20-like. The transcript is spliced from 5 exons. The coding region runs from base 113 to 1108 and encodes 331 amino acids. Gene Ontology annotation, biological process: protein phosphorylation. Gene Ontology annotation, molecular function: cyclin-dependent protein serine/threonine kinase activity; ATP binding. NCBI's taxonomy places the organism in Eukaryota, Metazoa, Arthropoda, Insecta, Hymenoptera, Vespidae. Gene Ontology annotation, cellular component: nucleus. The record is from RefSeq and is a predicted model, not a curated record.
UUAGUAAAAUAAAAUUUACAUUUUUUUAUGUAAAUUUCUUAUAAUAAACAAUAAAAAAUAAAUAAGUUCAUAAAAUUAUAUUAUUAUAAAAUUUAAUAUUUAAGAUUUUACUAUGGAGAAAUAUAUUAUUUUGGAUAAAAUUGGUGAAGGUGCACAAGGAUUGGUUUUAAAAGGAUAUCAUAGAUCUACUGAACAAGAAGUUGCAUUAAAAAGAAUACUUUUAAAAAAGGUAGAAGAAGGUAUAUCCGUAUCAGUUAUACGAGAAGUUAAAACGCUUCAACAGUUAAAACAUCCUUAUGUCAUAGAACUAUUAGAUACUUUUCCAUUAGGUUUAGAUUAUAUAAUGGUUUUUGAGUAUAUGCCUACAGGAUUAUGGGAAAUAUUAAAAGAUAAUAAUAUUUCAUUAACAAUACCACAAAUAAAAAUAUAUAUGAAAAUGCUUUUAGAGGGUAUAGCAUAUGUACAUGGAAAAAAUAUAAUACACAGGGAUUUAAAACCUGCUAAUUUAUUGAUAAAUAAUGAAGGUAUUUUAAAAAUAGCUGACUUUGGAUUGGGAAGAUUAAUGUGGCAGGAUAUUUCUAAACCAUAUUCUCAUCAAGUUGCUACAAGAUGGUACAGAGCCCCUGAAUUAUUGUAUGGAGCAAGAUAUUAUACAUCAGCUAUCGAUAUGUGGUCUGUUGGUUGUAUUUUUGGUGAAAUGCUUAAUAAUUCACCUUUGUUUCCAGGAGAAACAGAUAUUGAACAAUUAGCAAUAGUAUUAAAAUAUUUAGGAUCUCCUACUGUUGAAUCAUGGCCAGAAUUGAUUACAUUACCUGAUUACAAUAAAAUUACAUUUCCAUAUAAUAAAGGUACAACGUGGGAAAACAUUAUACAGGAUGCUGAACCAGAAGCUAUUGAUUUAAUUAAACAAAUUCUUAUAUAUAAUUCAUCAAACCGUCUGUCUGCUAAAGAAACACUGCAACAUAUAUAUUUUUAUUCUAAACCUUAUCCAUCUGCAGGAGAUUUAAUAAAGCCAUCACAAGAUCAUCGACUUUUAGUAAAACCUAAAGAGGUUGAAGUAAGUAUUCCAAUAACAACUCUUUUUAAAGCUCUUCUAAAUACUAUAUAAAAAUAUAGAUAUAUUUUUAAAAGUGAAUUAAGGAUAUAUAUAUAUAUAUAUAUAUAGAAUUCUAUAUAUAUAUAGAAAAUACAAAAAUGUGGAAUGCUACUUUAAUAAA